Messenger RNA from Thecamonas trahens ATCC 50062, 2415 nucleotides. Its product is annotated as villin-1. The record is from RefSeq and is a predicted model, not a curated record. The transcript is spliced from 3 exons. Bases 1 to 2415 code for a protein of 804 amino acids. NCBI's taxonomy places the organism in Eukaryota, Apusomonadida, Apusomonadidae. Gene Ontology annotation, molecular function: actin filament binding. Gene Ontology annotation, biological process: cytoskeleton organization.
AUGUCGUACCCCUCAACACCCGGACAGUCAGCAGGUCUCGAGAUCUGGCGCGUGGAGAACAUGCGGCCUGUGCCGUGGCCCAAGGAGAAGUAUGGUACGCUGUACUCGGGCGAUGCGUAUGUGGUGCUACACACCAAGGAAGGCCGCGGCGGGCGGCAGAGCUUUGACGCGUACUUUUGGCUUGGCUCGGAGAGCUCGACCGACGAGCGCGGUGGGGCGGCGCUGCUGACGGUCGAGCUGGAUGACCUGUUGGAAGGGCGGGCGGUGCAGCAUCGCGAGGUCGAGGGCCACGAGUCGACUCUGUUCCUCUCGUUGUUCAAGGAUGGCCUGCGGUACAUGAGUGGCGGCAUUGAGUCGGGCUUCCGGGCGGUGAAGCCCGACGAGUACGAGCCGCGGCUGCUGCACAUCAAGGGCAAGCGGUAUGUGCGAGCGGUGCCGGUCGAGCUCAGCUGGCGAUCGCUCAACGAGGGCGACGUGUUUGUGCUCGACCAUGGCCUCACGAUCUUCCAGUUCAACGGCGCCCAGUCGUCACGCCGCGAGCGCGGGCGGGCCAUGGAGCUGACGGUGCGGAUCCGCGACAGCGAGCGCGGCGCGCGGGCGCGGAUUGUGCUCGUCGACUCGCGCAACUCGCACGACGUUCUGCAGGCCGAUCUCGACGAGUUCUGGUCCCUGCUCGGAGGCCCGGUGCCGGCCGGUGAGGCCAUCGCCGCCGGUGACGACGACGACGCCGCGUUUGAGGACGCAACAGGAAGCGCGACGGUGCUGUAUCGGGUUUCGGAUGCGUCGGGCGAGAUGAGCGUCGUCGAGGUCGGCCGGCCGCCGCUCUCCAAGGCCAUGCUCGACACCGAAGACGCCUUUGUCCUUGACUGCGGCGCCGAGCUGUUUGUGUGGGUUGGGUCCGGCGCGACCAAGGCCGAGCGGCGCGACUCGAUGGCCAUCGCCGAGAACUUUCUCACCACAAACAGCCGCCCGCUCCACACGCCGAUUACCCGCGUUGUCGAGCGCGGCGAGACGACCCUGUUCAAGGCCAAGUUUGCCGACUGGUUUGCGGCCGAGCGGGCGGCGCUGACGGCAGCCAAGGAGGCGGCGGCUAGCGAGAGCGCCGCCGCAAGCGCCACUGCCCAACCCGAGGUUGACGUCGAGGCGCUCCGCGCCGCUGCCCGCGAGUACGAAGAAAAGACCAUUGACGAUGGGUCCGGAACCGUCACCGUGUACCGGAUCGAGGACUUUGAGCUCGUCAGAGUCGACCCGCAGCUUCACGGCCAGUUCUUUGCCGGCGACUCGUACGUAGUGCAGUACGCGUACCGCAACGGCAACCGCGACGAGGAGCUGCUGUACAUCUACCAGGGCCGCGACUCGACCGCCGACGAGCGCGGCGCUGCCGCGCUCCAGGCUCGCAACCUCGAUGCCCAGUCGAAGGUGCCGGCAAGCCAAGUCCGCAUCGUGCAGGGCAAGGAAACGUUCCACUUUCUCUCGCUCUUCCCGUCGGGCGUGGUCAUUCGCUCCGGCGGCGCCGCGUCCGGCUUUGGCAACGUCAACGAGACCGACGCGUACGAUCCGCCGGACGCAAUCCAGCUCUUCCACGUCCGCGGAAGCCGGGCCGAGAACGUGCGGGCGGUACAGGUCGAGCCGUUGGCGGCGUCGCUCAACGCCAACGACGCGUUUGUCCUCGACGCCCCGGGCCACCAGUUUGUGUGGCUCGGCGGUGGAGCGUCCCUUGCCGAGCGGGCGAUGGCGUCGGCGGUGGCAAAGACGGUCUCGCGCGUGCCGCGUGACUCGGUGGUUGUGGAAGAGGGCGCCGAGCCGCAGGCGUUUUGGGACGCGCUCGGCGGCAAGGGCGAGUACGCAUCGUACGCACAUCUCGUCGAGGUGCCUGUCGAGCCGCGACUGUUUUGGUGCUCCAACGCCACCGGCUCGUUCCGGGUCGAGGAGGUGCCCAACUUUGCGCAGGAGGAUCUCCUCGGCGACGACGUAUACGUCCUCGACACCUUUGUUGAGGUCUUUGUGUGGGUCGGCGCCGGCGCCAACGCCGAGGAGCGAUCCAAGGCGGCGCAGCUGGCGGUCGACUACGUCGACAGCGCCGACGACGGGCGUGACUCGGCCAACGUCCCGAUCCUGGUCAUCCAGGCUGGCCACGAGCCGCCGCUCUUCACCUGCCACUUUCACGCGUGGGACGCGUCGGCAGCCGCUUCGCUUUCGGCGGCCUACGACGACGCGGGCCUCGCACAGAUGGCCGGCGUUGGGCGCGUGGUCCUUCGCAAGCGCCCGCCGCCGGCCGGCUGCGAUCCCUGUCGGCUCCAGGACUACCUCUCCGCGGCUGAGUUUGCCGAGGUCUUUGGCAUGGAUCGCGAAGCGUUUGAUACGCUCCCUGGCUGGCGGCAGACCAAGCUGCGCAAAGCCAAGAAGCUGUUUUGA